Molecule: messenger RNA, 333 nt
Organism: Metarhizium album ARSEF 1941
Lineage: Eukaryota; Fungi; Ascomycota; Sordariomycetes; Hypocreales; Clavicipitaceae
Product: ribosomal protein subunit L31
Exons: 2
Coding region: 1-333 (110 amino acids)
Cellular component (GO): mitochondrial large ribosomal subunit
Molecular function (GO): structural constituent of ribosome
Source: RefSeq, a predicted model, not a curated record
AUGUUUGGCCCGUUUAGAAUCACGAACCCGCUGUCGGGCGGGCUGCUGUGGAAGAUCCCCUGGCGGCUGUCGAGGUUCCAGAAGCGGAGGCACCGGCUGCGCCUGCGUGCGGUGGACGGCGUCGUGGCCACGCUGCAUUCGGCGCUUGCGAACAAGGGACAGACGCUGGAGGCGUUGGAGCGGUGGAAGACCGAGAUGCCCACUGAGGCCGAGAUGCUGCCCAGGGACAAGUAUACCAUGUUUGACCGCAAGGCGAAGCGGUACAGGAAGGGCAUUCACAAGCUGCCCAAGUGGACGAGAGUGUCGCAGAGAGUCAAUCCGCCUGGUUAUUGA